AUGGUUCACUCGGCAAGCCUGCCGCCAUGGCUGGUAUUGGCCUGUGCUGUUUCCGGCGUGUGGGCAAAUAAACAGCCGUUCAACAUAAAUGAUGAUAUUCUGGCGUAUCCCCAGUAUCAAGUGAAGUUUCCCGAGGAGUAUGUGCUCGAAUCCCACGCCGAAGAAUUGCUACAGUCCCAGGCUAGCCCCCGCGCCAAUGACCAGAAGAAUCCCCAAGUCUACAUGGGCCAGGGUAGCACAGACUCCACCGACCAGCCCGAGGAUGUGAAUAGAUCUUCAUUCACCUACGAAGAAAUGAUACUUGAGGACCGACGACUCCUCUGCCAGAUCCCACGUGUCACGAACGACGACCAUAAUACGACAAAAGACAAGGAGGACAGCAAGGCUGAGGAGCAGAAGGAACUGGUUCGGGCAACAGAUCGUGGUCUGGAACUCCUACGUGAAAUGGAAGGGAGAUGCAUAUACUAUUUCUCUGGCUGGUGGUCCUAUUCCUUCUGUUAUCAGAAGCAGGUCAAGCAGUUCCAUGCGCUCCCCGCUGGCCGUGGUGUCCCCCACUACCCACCCAUUGAAGACACCCAGACGCAUUCCUUUGUCUUAGGAAAAUUUAUCGGCGAUAAGGGCGAGGAAGAGAGGCAAUCUGCCAAAACAGAUGUGGCAGAGCUUCACACAAAAGGUGGCUCGCGGUACUUGGUCCAGCACCUGCGUGGCGGCACCAAGUGUGAUCUGACGGGACGGGAGCGCCAGGUUGAAGUGCAGUUCCAUUGCCAUCCGCAAUCGACAGAUCACAUUGGCUGGAUCAAGGAACUCACCACGUGCUCUUACCUUAUGGUCAUUUAUACCCCUCGUCUAUGUGACGACGUUGCUUUCCUGCCACCACGACAGGAUGAGGUAAACACUAUCGAGUGCCGUGAAAUCUUGAUGCCUGACGAAGUCACCGAAUGGGAAGCUCUCAAAGAAUGGUACACGGCCAAUCAACUGGCCGAUGCUGCUACGGAUGCGGAUUCUGAUAUCGCCCAGUCCGAGCUCCCCAUUAUCGGAGGAAUCGAAGUUGGAGGCCGCAAGCUUGUUGGUAUGGAGGGCAAGGUAAUUGAAAAAGGACGGGUGGCAUCCGCAGGUGAGGAGCGAGUGGAGGUGGUUGCGAAACGCGAGAAUGGCGAGAUCCGGAAAAUGUCCAAGCAGGCUCUGAAAAAGUACGACAUCGAUCCGGAGAAACUGGAAGAGAUGAAGAAUUUGCUGGAAGAACAAGCAGACGGCAAAGACUGGACGCUGGAGGUUGUGGAAACCAACGGCGUGAUCAAAUUCCAAGGCGUUCUUGAAGAAGAUGAGGAGGACACUUGGAACGACAAGCCGUCGGAGAAGUCUGAAAAUUCCGCUGGGCAAAAGCCGAAGCAGGAAACAGAGCCAGUUGAAAAGAAAAAGUCCAACAAGCCCGAAAACAGCGAGGGAAGUGAGGAGACUUUCAAAGAUGAACUAUGA
Molecule: messenger RNA, 1476 nt
Organism: Penicillium concentricum
Lineage: Eukaryota; Fungi; Ascomycota; Eurotiomycetes; Eurotiales; Aspergillaceae
Product: PRKCSH domain-containing protein
Exons: 2
Coding region: 1-1476 (491 amino acids)
Biological process (GO): retrograde protein transport, ER to cytosol; endoplasmic reticulum unfolded protein response
Cellular component (GO): endoplasmic reticulum lumen
Source: RefSeq, a predicted model, not a curated record